Molecule: messenger RNA, 2207 nt
Organism: Haplochromis burtoni (Burton's mouthbrooder)
Lineage: Eukaryota; Metazoa; Chordata; Actinopteri; Cichliformes; Cichlidae
Exons: 5
Coding region: 942-2207 (421 amino acids)
Biological process (GO): cell surface receptor signaling pathway; immune response; T cell costimulation
Cellular component (GO): external side of plasma membrane
Source: RefSeq, a predicted model, not a curated record
UUUACCAGCUCGGAUGGAGUUAAUAAAAUGACUAGCUUGUGCUUUUGUUUGUCUAAAGCAGCAAAAACAGCCUCUUGACUUAUCCAGCAUUGAACUCCACCGUAUGGAAACAUCCUGUAUGAGUGGCUCUUUCUGUUGCCCCACUCUUGUUUGCUCCCAGUGUAGUUCCUCCAUAUUAGCAGAGCAGACCAUGUGUUGAGUUUAGAAUGAAAACAAUUUAGUACUAUAAAUAACAAGGAAUUAAAAAAUGCCAUUUAAUGAGUAGCUCAUUGUGGCUUGUUGAUCACUUCAAAAAUUAGUUGCGGCAUUUAGUCCAAGAAAAUGCAGGUGACGUAUUGUUACCUUCAGAAUAACAUUUAAAGACAGACAUUUAUGAGGGUUUGUUUGCUGGUUGAAAGUGCAUGUAGGUGGACUGAUACAGGUAUCAAUAAUAUCUAUGCGAUUGCUGGUAUUUCUAUCUGAUCGAUACUUUAAUUGUAGGUUCAGUGUGUUGCUGUUCUUCAUUAGAAAGAAGACAUGUUUGUGCAUCUUCUCCUCCCUGCUCUGCUGUGUGGUGACUCGGCAGCUCAGAAAUUUGCCUCAAAAGCGUUCAGAUGUAGAUGAUAUGAUCCCAAGCGUAAACUAAGAUGUACAAAUGUAUGCAGCGAUGUGUGUGCUAUGUUUGAGGACUCACAAGCCCAUGCUUCAAUCCACACACAGAUAGGAAACAGUCUGAGAACACAUAAAAUUAUCUUACACAUGCGUACAUCCUCCAUAAAAUGUUACUUUUCAUUCGUCAUUUAAACUCUGGGUCAAACCCAAAAUAUUUGAUUUGAGUUUCUCUUUGUGUGUCCUCAGUUUCCCAGCAUGCUCUGGCUGUGGUGGUGGAGGUGAAUGAGGGGGAAAGGUCUGUCCUGCUGCCCUGUCUGUUCUCAGGUUUUAUACCUGAGGACACCACAGUGAUGUGGACCUCCAGUGACCUCGAUCCCAAAUCUGUACAUCAACGACGAGAAGGAGGAGACGAUGUUAGAGGACAAAACCAGCGUUACAGCAGACGCACAUCAAUGAAUCGUUACGCUUUCAUCAUUAAAGACUUCAGCCUCACUCUGAGGAAACCCACAAAGACUGACAGCGGCAACUACACCUGCUCCAUCAGUGCUGGAGGGAAAGAACGGAGACUUAGAGACAUCCAGCUGCAGGUCAAAGACCAGCAGGCGGAGGUGAUGGUGAGGGAAGGGUCAGAGUCUGUCAUCCUGCCCUGCAACACAACACCUGACCUGCCUGAGGACACCGCAGUGGAGUGGACUCGCUCUGACCUCGGACUCAUCACGGUCCAUGAGUAUUCUAACAGAAAUGAUGACAUCAUGACUCAGGAUGAAGUUUACAGAGACCGAACGAAGAUGAAUGAAGACCUGCUGAGAACUGGAGACCUCAGUCUGACCUUAAAAAAACCCACAGAGAGAGACAGUGGAGGAUACAUCUGCACCAUCUACAGAGAUAAAGACAUACUGAGACAGAAAAUUGUGCUGCAGGUCAAAGAACAACUGUCAUUCUGGGACGCAGUUCUCCUGUUUUGUCUUCUCGUGUUUCUUCUGAUUUUCCUGCUUCCUUGUGUGGUUUUAGUCUUAUUUCAUUUUAUGCAGUACUUCAUGUCAGAUUACGAGGUGAAGGUGGAUUCAGGGGUGGAGUCUGUCCAGCUGCCCUGCAAAGCUAUAGUCAGAUUCCUCAAAGACAGUAAAGUGGAGUGGAAGGACAGAGACGACAGGAAGGUCCAUGUGUAUCAGAACGGCUCUGACCCGCCUGGAGAACAGGACCAGUUUUACAGAGGACGAACAAAGAUGAAGAGAAACCUGCUGAAAUUUGGAAACUUCAGUCUGACCCUGAAACAUCCCACGGAUGGAGAUACAAACACCUACACCUGCACCGUCAGCAGACGGCAGGGAGCGAAAGAUCCUGAAUGGUUGAUCCUGAAUAAGAAAAAAGUGGAGCUGGAAGUCAGAGUCCCCAAGGUGGAGGUGGAUUCAGGGGUGGAGUCUAUCCAGCUGCCCUGCAAAACCACAGUUCGCCUCCCUAAAAACCCUAAAGUUGAGUGGAAGGACAGUUCAAAUAUGAAGGUCCACGUGCAUCAGAACGGCCCUAUACAGCAAGAAGGACAGUACCACCGUUACAGAGACCGAACAGAGAUGAAUGAAAAGUGGGUGAAAACACGAGACCUCAGAUAUAACUGA